Molecule: messenger RNA, 3568 nt
Organism: Malania oleifera
Lineage: Eukaryota; Viridiplantae; Streptophyta; Magnoliopsida; Santalales; Ximeniaceae
Product: receptor-like protein kinase BRI1-like 3
Exons: 6
Coding region: 1-3459 (1152 amino acids)
Molecular function (GO): protein binding
Source: RefSeq, a predicted model, not a curated record
AUGGCGUAUCAUCGACGUCCUCCUCCUUCUUCAAUGCCCUUUCCAAACACUGAUCCGUCAUCUGAUUCUGCGGUUCCCCGGUGCUCCACCCAAGCAUUCAAGUUUCGGCCUGAUGGGUCAUUAGACAGAUGUCAGGCCCGUCUCGUGGCUUUUGGGAACUGGCAAGAGUAUGGCAUUGAUUAUGAAGAGACCUUUGCACCUGUUGCCAAAAUGACUACUGUGCGGACUAUCUUGGCACUUGCUGCGUCGCAGGGGUGGUCUCUCCAGCAGAUGGAUUGCUUGCUUUUCAUUUUACUCAAAGUCAAGUGUUAUUCCUCUCUUUUUCUUCGCAAGACUUUUGGAGGAAUUGUAUUGCUUCUGGUAUAUGUGGAUGACAUUGUGAUUACUGGCUCUGAUAUUGAGUUAAUUAAGCAAUUACAACAGCAUCUCAAGGCCUCUUUUCACACGAAAUAUCUUGGUCCCCUGCAGUACUUUCUUGGCAUUGAGGUGCAGCUUACUCCGAUUGUCGCUAUCCGCCGCAUUACCCAAUAUCUGAAGGGCACCUCUACAUGUGGGUUGUUCUUUCCUAAGGAAUCUUCCUUACAGUUGGUGGGGUAUAGUGAUGCUGAUUGGGCCGAAUGUGCAGAUACUCAUCACUCUAUUACUGGCCGGUGCAUGUUGUUAGGCAACGCACUCAUUUCUUGGAAGAGUAAGAAGCAAGACAGAGGUUCCAAGUCCUCCAUUGAGUAUGAGUAUCGUGCUAUGUCUUCCGCAUGCUCUGAGAUCACAUGGCUUCGUGGGUUAUUGGGUAAACUUGGUUUUUCUCAACUUCAUUCCACUCCUCUUCAUGCUGAUAAUACCAGUGCUAUUCAGAUUGCUGCUAAUCAUGUCUUCCAUGAACAGGAUACAGAAAUGCUCGUUUCACAGCAAAAAAGCAAUGGUGAGGUGGCAAGGUUGAUGGCCUUCAAGAGGUCAUCUGUUGCUGCUGAUCCAAGUCAUUUCUUAGGCAACUGGAUUGCCAGCUCUACCAGUCCGUGCACUUGGCAAGGAAUCACAUGCUCUUCCAGAGGACGUGUUACAGCCAUCAACCUUAACAACGCCGGCCUCUCAGGACACCUGCACCUCAUCCAUUUGCUGGCGUUGCCCUUUCUCCAUUAUCUCAACCUGCAUGGCAAUUCCUUCUCUAAUGGUGGAGAUCCCUUAGCCUUCAUGAAUUCUAGCCACGCACCUUGCAGCCUUGAGAAUUUGGACUUGUCCUCUAAUAACUUGUCAGACCCUCUUGACAGACCAUCCUUUUCGUUGCUGCUAUCCUGCAAUCAACUCUCUUCUCUCAACCUGUCCUGCAACUCAAUCCCUGGUGGCUCUCUUGACUUCAGCCCUUCUCUUCUACAACUAGACCUCUCUCAAAAUCAGAUUUCUGAUUCUGCCAUCUUGACCUACUCUCUCUCCAACUGUCAAAAUCUGAAUCUCCUCAAUCUCUCCAACAACAGGCUCCCAGGUGAACUUCGGGUCACUUCUUUUGACCUUGUGGCAAACUCAUUGCCAUCCAUCAACUAUCUAGAUCUCUCCCACAAUAAUUUUUCGGGAGAUUUUUCCAGACUUGAAUUUGGUGAUUGUGCAAAGCUCAUGUUGCUUGGCCUGUCCCACAAUAGCCUCUCAGGGGCAGGGUUCCCAACAAGCUUAACAAAUUGCCAACUUCUUGAGACACUUGACCUCUCUUACAAUGACCUCCAGUACAAAAUCCCAGGAGUAUUGUUGGGGAACCUUAAGAAUUUGCGCCGGCUAUCCCUAGCCCAUAACCAGCUUUCAGGAGUGAUCCCACAUGAGUUGGGACUAACUUGUCAGACUUUGGUGGAGCUCGACCUUCAUGCAAACAGACUUUCUGGUGGGCUUCCCUCAACUUUCACCUCCUGCUCAUCUUUGCGCAGCCUUAACCUUGGCAAAAAUAUGCUUUCAGGAGAUUUUCUUGAUACAGUUAUCAGUACUCUCCCAAGUUUGAGGUAUCUCUAUGUAUACUUCAACAACAUUACUGCUUUGGUGCCAGUGUCUUUAGCCAAUUGCAUUCAAUUGCAAGUCCUUGAUCUCAGUUCUAAUGCCUUUUUUGGGAAUAUUCCUUAUGGGUUCUGCUCAUCCCCCUCCUCAAACUAUUCAUCUUCAGCCCUCGAGAAGAUACUUUUACCCAAUAAUUUUCUCUCAGGAUCAGUGCUUCUAGAGCUUGCAAAGUGCAAAAAUUUGAGGACAGUUGAUCUUAGUCUCAAUAAAAUAAGCGGCCCAAUUCCAUCGGGAAUUUGGAGCCUCCCAAAUCUAUCCAACUUGAUUAUGUGGGCAAACAACCUCGAAGGCGUACUUCCCAACAGCAUAUGCUUUAAUGGAGGAAAUCUUGAGACAUUGAUUCUAAACAAUAAUCUAAUCACCGGAACCAUUCCGCCGUCACUUGGUAACUGCACCAACUUGAUGUGGUUGUCACUUUCAAGCAACCAGCUUACUGGAGAAAUUCCUGCCAGUAUUGGAAAUCUACCAUAUCUCACCAUUCUCCAAUUGAAUAACAAUAUGCUAACCGGCCAGAUACCAUUGGAGUUGAGCAAGUGCCAAAGCCUCAUUUGGCUCGAGUUAAAUAGCAACAACAUAUCGGGUCAUAUCCCAUCAAAGCUUGCCAGUCAAGCCAGCUUCAAACCUAGACUCAUCUCUGGGAAGAAAUUUGCAUUCAUGAGAAAUGAUGCUGGAAUCACUUGUAGAGGUACUGGAGGACUCAUUGAAUUCAGGGGAAUCCGAGCAGAGACGGUGGUAAGUCUUCCAAUGAUUCGCUCUUGUCCAAUAUCAACUAGAAUCUACUCUGACCAAACAAUUUUCUCUUUCAAAAGCAACAGCAGCAUGCUUUACCUUGACCUAUCCAGCAAUUUUUUGUCUGGAACAAUUCCAGAAAGCUUUGGCUCAAUAAUCCAUUUACAAGUCCUAAAACUGGGAUACAACAGAUUAACUGGAAACAUUCCUAACAGUUUUGGAAAUUUUAAGGAUGUCGCUGUUCUGGAUCUCUCUCAUAAUAAUCUUCAGGGAUUUAUCCCUGGGUCAUUAGAGACUCUUUCUUUUCUCAGCUUUUUUGAUGUGUCAAACAACCGCCUAACAGGCCCCAUCCCUUCUGGAGGUCAACUAAUCACUUUUCCCUCAUCCAACUACGAGAAUAAUUCUGGCCUUUGUGGGCUACCCUUGCCCCCUUGUGGCUCAAGCCUUUGUGGAUUUACAUCAUCAAUGAAAUGUGGUUCAGCAGACCAACAAGACUUCAAUCCCAAGCUCGAAAUCAGCAGCAUUGACUGGAAAGCAGCGGUUGCAGGAUAUGGAUGUGGAAUGAUAAUUGGUGUGUUUGUUGGAAAUUGCAUAAUCCAAAGGAAGGAAAAACGGCUAGUAAAAAUUUUUCGUUGGGUGAAAACGAUAAAGAGGAAGCAUGGAGGAAGACAAGAUUCGGGUCCAGGCACAUGUAACUAGAAAAUGUAUAUUGUAAUACAUGGAACAGUUGUAGGUGAACCACCUCUCCGUGCUAGAUGGGUUGCAUGAACCACAGUGCAUACCAGCAGAGACAAAUUUCAUUCCAAGC